Messenger RNA from Daldinia decipiens, 270 nucleotides. RefSeq names its product conidiation-specific protein 6. Lineage: Eukaryota; Fungi; Ascomycota; Sordariomycetes; Xylariales; Hypoxylaceae. The transcript is spliced from 3 exons. The record is from RefSeq and is a predicted model, not a curated record. Bases 1 to 270 code for a protein of 89 amino acids. Gene Ontology annotation, cellular component: cytoplasm.
AUGCCUACUGAAGCGCAAAUUGCCGGCGGUCACAAGGCCAACUUGAACAAUCCUAACACCAGCCAGGAUUCUAAGGAACAUUCCAAGCAAGUUCUCGACAAUGAGUUUAAUGGUGGGGACGUGCCGAAGUCUGGGAAUGGCGGUGAUGACGGUGACAAGAACCCUGGGAAUGUCGCCGGUGGUUUAAAGGCAGCAAUCAAUAAUCCAAAGGUUUCCGAAGAUGCUAAGCAAAGCGCAAAGGAACGCCUCAAUGAUAUGCAAGGGGCAUAA